Messenger RNA from Botrytis sinoallii, 2115 nucleotides. RefSeq lists its product as uncharacterized. The transcript is spliced from 3 exons. The record is from RefSeq and is a predicted model, not a curated record. Lineage: Eukaryota; Fungi; Ascomycota; Leotiomycetes; Helotiales; Sclerotiniaceae. Bases 1 to 2115 code for a protein of 704 amino acids. Gene Ontology annotation, cellular component: Set1C/COMPASS complex. Gene Ontology annotation, biological process: positive regulation of DNA-templated transcription.
AUGAGUUGGGAGCAGCAAGCAAGUUAUGAAGGGAGCCAGGGAGGAUGGACCCCACAAUUUGCAGAAGAUUAUUCUAUGUUCAACGCAACACCUGGGCGUCUCGUCAAUGGGCAACGGCCGUUUGUUGAUACUUCAACAGCUCAAGCACUGUCAUCCCUGACUCACAAUGGACAUUAUAAUGUUGAGGGAGAUAUGGUGACAGAUAUGGGAAUGCACAUGCAUCAAUUGUCACCAAAUUCUGGGUUUGCGAUAGCUCAUACCACAUCCCCCAACAAACAGAUAUCUGCUACUACUGUCCCGCAACCUGCUUCCAGAGCACGAUUUAGUGAUGUUUCCAAGACCCCCCAAAAGUCAAAGAAAAGGUUGGGUGAUCCUUUCAGUGGUCAAACUGCUACACCUCCACAUUCUAUUGGAAAAGGUACUAGGAAAUUAGCCCCAAAAAUGUUCAAUGUAUCGAAUAAUGCUCCAGUUCAAGGUAAUGGCUUUGAGUCUUCUGACUCAAAUAAUCACCAUCCUCAAUUGGUAGCACAGUCCUCAACAGCUAUGGAUCCAUUCGGUUAUCCAAUAACUGCACCAGUAUCAACCCCAUUCUUUGCAAGUAAUAAAGCAAUAUGGGAUACUAGUAUGGAUGGUAUGGAUUUGGAUUUCUCAACCGAUUCAGCGGGUAUUUUCCAACAAGGUCAUAGGGCAAGCAGUUCUAUUGAUUGGGGACGAAACAACCAGAUGUUUCAAGAAUCAGUGAAUCCAUCGCCUCAAAAAUCAAGCGUAUCCAAAGUUGAAGCUGAACCCCGCAAACGACAUAGACAGAUAGCCUCAAAAACUUCCUUACCAAUAACUUCAGCACUCCCCACGUCACUUCCACUGUUAGCUUUUAGUAGUGCGACAGCAACCUCGAAUUCAAUAGCCAUGGAGAAUUUUCAUGGCGUGGUCGAUCCUGGUAUAAUAUACAGUCGCCCUAGUACAGGCAGUACGUCCCAAGGAGGAUUAGAAAAUAUGAUCUUGCCAGAAUCAAGAGCAACUACUAGUCCGAUUCGAAAUCUAGAGCAACUCGAACCGUAUCAACAUCAAGUUCGAGAAUAUACUCGCGAGCAAGAAGAACUUCGUCGAUCAAGAAGUUUCAGAGAGGGUAGUAUGGGGUAUCGAAUAGAUAGGAGAACUGCUAGCUCGCCAGUCAAGGGGUUUGUACGGGCUGGUACUCGACGGAGUGUCAGUGAGAGUAAUAGGGAUCAACGUCGUAGUGAACCACCACGCUUUAACUUGGGACGUUUAUCUCCUGUGAAACAGCAGCGUCAUCCAAAUCUUACUUCUAUUCCUGAAUCUCCAGCUGCAUUACCAAAACUUCGACGAGAUGUCAAGCUCGCCAUUGGUAGUAAUGGUCGAGCUACUGUUGUUGUUGACGAUGAAUCGGUGAGAAGUUUGCGACGGUCAUCAUCUCAAGUCAUCGAUUAUGAGUCAGAAUAUGAUUCUUCUACUGAUGACGAACCAAUCAUCAUUCCAAGUCGAAACAACUCUUUCAAUCUACCUCAGCAGAGACCACCCAGAUUUGAUCUAUUCGAUGCUUCCUCUAGUGACUUUCGCAGACCAAGCACAAGUACAAGCGGCUAUAGUCGGUCCUCGGGUCAGCACACGAGCAUCGAUGAAAUGAGUGAGGCAGAAACGGUACUUGAUGAGCUCAAGAUCGGAGAUGCAGCUUCUGCUUUGCGGAAGGUGGUCAGAGAGCGUCGAAGUAAUCAACAAAUGUCAAAAAAUGGAAGACAUCUCCGCCUGUACUCCGAUACAACCCCUCGACCAGGUCGCUAUGCAGAAUAUACUUCGUCUUCUAAUAAUUCUCCCGAUGGAGCAACACCAUCCAGCUCGAGGAGUGGUACUACUCGGUGUAUCUGUAACAAUGCGGAGGGGGACUCUUUCAUGAUCCAAUGUGAGUCUUGUGAGAAUUGGCUUCAUGGACAAUGUGUCAAUAUCCCAGAUCGAAGGACACUACCAAAGGUUUACAUAUGUGCCUUUUGUGCCCUAACACCAAACAUGCGGAACGGUCGUGUGCGAGAGUCUGCAAGAGAGAAGAGGGGUCUGACUUCUUCUCCUCUUACCCACAAAUCUUUCAGAUCAUUUCGUUGA